This is a messenger RNA of Sipha flava (yellow sugarcane aphid), 1120 nucleotides long. RefSeq names its product programmed cell death protein 10 (gene Ccm3). NCBI's taxonomy places the organism in Eukaryota, Metazoa, Arthropoda, Insecta, Hemiptera, Aphididae. Gene Ontology annotation, biological process: positive regulation of MAP kinase activity; regulation of Golgi organization. The record is from RefSeq and is a predicted model, not a curated record. Bases 407 to 1039 code for a protein of 210 amino acids. Gene Ontology annotation, molecular function: protein kinase binding. The transcript has 5 exons. Gene Ontology annotation, cellular component: FAR/SIP/STRIPAK complex; Golgi apparatus.
AUUUCUUUCAUAGCACAUAUUUUUCUCUGUAGUUCGCGACUGCGUAUAUAAUUCUUCUGUUUUGAGUUUUAGGAAAUUAUUAUUACUCCAACAACACACACACACACACACACACACGAAAUAUAUUACGCAUUUACGCACGCGCACACACGUUUACACAUACGCGCGGGUGCGCGCCCAAAAUCACAAUCAUCGGAAUUUGUUUGUACACAGACAUGUAACGUGAGUAUUCGGCGAUAUCGGUGAUUCGACGGAAUCGUAUACGCCAUCCAUCGGCAAUCUCGAACACCCGGAAGGUAUCGUCGCGCUUGACCGACGGCGUUUUCGAUUCAUUUUCGAAGAAUGAUCGUCUGUCUGAUCGUCGUUCCACAGUGAUCUCGUUCCCAUAGGAUUUCGUCGAUAAAUAAUGAAAAUGAGCGACGAAACGCCCGUCAGUUCUUUGGUUCUUCCAGUAUUAAUCAGGCCCAUUCUAUCUCAGUUGGAGAAACAUAAUGUUUCUGCUUCUCAAACUUUACGGUCAGCAUUGUUUAAAACAGAAAAUACUCAUCCAGGGUUCGCAUACAAUUUAGUAGCUGGUAUAAUGAAACAAGGUGAUAUUAGUAUAAAUAUGAAUGAGAGUGUUUUGAGACUUCAAGGCACGGUAUCUGAUCUAGAAGGUGGUGAAUAUCGAUUAAAUAGGUCUGAAGAUGCAUUUCAAGAAUUAAAUAAAAAGUCUAUGGCAUUAAAAAGAAUAUUAAGUCGUAUUCCAGAUGAAAUCAAUGAUCGUAAAACAUUUUUGGAAACUAUUAAAGAGAUAGCCAGUGCUAUAAAAAAAUUACUUGAUGCAGUAAAUGAAGUAUCCGCGUACAUUCCUGGACCAAGUAAUAAACAAGCAUUGGAACAGAGAAAACGAGAAUUUGUCAAGUAUUCUAAACGGUUCAGUAAUACACUUAAAGAUUACUUCAAAGAGGGGUUAGCCAACUCAGUAUUUAUUAGUGCCUUAUAUUUAAUUCAUCAAACUAACCAAAUAAUGAUAACUGUAAAAAGUAAAUGUGAAUAAAUUUAAAAAUUUUAUUUUUUAUUAACUUAUAUUAAUAAGUAAGAUAUGUAGAACAUUCCACUAUCAUCUAUUUCUUUUGAU